GUAUUGAAGAGUAGCCCCUCCUUCAGUCACAGACACUCUCGCUGUCUCUCUAAUUAGUUAGUGAGAGCUGCAGCGUGUUCAACUACAUCAGUGUUUAACGACAGCGGCGCAACCGUUUUGCGUAUAGCAGCUUGCUUUACUAUCGAGUUCUGCAACUGUUCUGUAGAGCUGAGACGAUGCGGGGUCUCGUUGUCUACGUUCAGUCAACAUGCGGUACCGAGUUGGCCAAUCGUGACAACUUGACUGUCGAGCUUCGAGAUAUCAGCGCUAGUUGGGAGCUUGUCUUCUACAAUGUCUUACAGCAGGUAGCUUCGCGAUGCGGCCAGCGUAAGAAGGACAUUCAAGUGACGCUUCGGUACGUGGACGACGAAGGAGACCUCGUGACGGUAAACAGUGACCGCGAAUGGCGGGAAGCUCUCAAACUAGCCGGCAGAGAAGAGGUCGAGUGUGUGGCGAUAAAUCUAGUGGCCACAACGGUGCUGAGGAAAGAGUCCGGAAAGAGAAAUGUAUGCAGUCCGCUUUCGUGUGGCAGUGCCAUCUCUUCGUGUUGUCCUCGAACUCAACCGUCGGGCUUGGGGUUUGAGCAAACUAUGCCAAAUGAAACGUUUCUCGGUCAGCAAAUACCUUCAAAUGUAUUGAAUCCUAACCAGGCGGACUACAAGUAUACCGGUGAAGCUCUGCGAGCGGUCACUCUUCCUCUGGGGCCAAUAGGUGGUGGCUCGAUUGCUCUUGCUGGCGACGGAGGGCUACGUCAGUGGCAAGUAUGCAACAGAGUCUGUCAUCUAGCCCAUGUGCCAGACUCCUUUUUCGCCAUCAGAGUCGACGUAGGCUCUACCAGUAAGGCAGCUGUUCUCCAGUCACCUACCCUUUACGAUGAUACGGGAUUCAAACCUGAAAACUACAUCACAGAUCAUGUUGUGCCUGCUGCUUCAAAGCAGCUGCUCUCCAAACUUCCAGGAGUGAAAGAGAUCGAAAUAACCGCUAGAUAUCCAAUUGUUGAAAUUGAUUACACAAGUGGUGAGGUACCCGUUCAGAUUCACACAGAAGCAUUCAACCCAUGCAUACCACUCGAUUCUAAAAAUAGUGGGAUUCCAGUCAUUGUGUUUAACUUCACAGUGACCAACACAAACAGCAGCACAGCAAAGGUGUCUCUACUUGGUUCUUUGCAGAAUUUUGUCGGAUGGGAUGGAGCGACAGACAUACAAAAUGAAGUUAUGUACACUGGAUAUGGAGGAAACACUAAUUCUCUACUGAAUCAGAAUGGCAUGACAGCAAUUGAUAUGUCCAAUGCCAGUCUGUACUCAAUGGAUGCGUUCAAUGGACACAUUUCAUUAGCCACAUUUCAUGGCACUGCAGACGUCGUCACCAAUUUGUUACAGUUUGAUAAUGUUACCGACUUGUGGAAAGAUUUCACCACAACGGGCCUGCCAGGAUCAGGCCAGUCAGGACCAUCACCAAGUGGAAAAACGUGGAAUGGAGCACUGGCACUGACUAGAGAAAUUCCAGCGAAUACAUCUCAAACGUUCACAUUUCUGCUUGCUUGGCAUUUUCCACACAGGUAUGUCAACUGGUCACAAGCUGGAUUUGGAAUUAAAGACAAAAUGACCCAAUUCUACAUCGGAAAUCAAUACGCCAAUUUCUGGAAAGACAUCACCGAGGUGCUCGACUACACUCAAACAAAUUUUGCUAUGCUUGUAGCACAGACGAGGAUGUUGAGAGAUGCCAUGUAUAAGUCCACCCUGCCCUGGCAGGUCGUCGACAGUGCAGCAGCAAGAAUGAUGGUAUUCAGGUCUCCGACUUGUAUGUGGCAUGCUGAUGGUAAUCUGUAUGGAUUUGAGGGCUGUAGUGCAAAAAACGGAUGCUGUCCACUGAAUUGCACUCAUGUGUGGAACUACGAGAUGGCACUAUCAAGACUCUAUCCUGACCUUGAAAGGACAAUGCGUGGUGUUGAUCUCCAAGAACAGAUUUCUCCCAACAGCAUCAUUCCCAGUCGAACUACAGUUCCACUGGAAUUGCGGCGUCAGUGGUCAUUCUGGCCAAAUUAUACUGACAUUAGUCAAGCAUCGACAGCCAUAUGUGUUGAUGGAGAAAUUGGCACUGUCAAUAAGACGUACAGAGAGGUACUGCAAGGAGCACCAAAGGAUUGGUUUGACAAGCAAUGGCCGCAAGUAAAGAAAGUCAUGCAGAGAUGGAUGUCGAGUCUAGACGAUGGAACCGGUGUGGUGAGAGGCCCGCAACCAAAUACAUAUGACUGUGCAGUGUAUGGAGUUAAUACGUUUAUUGGCACUCAAUACCUUUGCGCUCUUCGAGCUGCUGAGGAAAUGGCCAAAUUGCAAGGAGACAUGGCGUUGGCGAAGACGUAUCAUGAUCGAUUUACAUUGGGAAGUGCACAGCUAGAUAAACUCUGUUUCACGAAUGGAAAGUGGUACACUCAAGUGGUUGAUUCUGCCCAUGCUGUCAAUGUUAUGAGUGAUGGAACAUUUGUAGAUGCACUUGGUGGAUGGUGGUGGGCUCGGUCUCUAGGGCUGGGAGACAUUCUUCCCAUCGAACAUGUUAAGUCAUCGCUGCAGUACACGUUUCAGCAGAAUCACGUCAAACAGUUUGAUCCAGGGCUUCAGUUUCCACGGAAGUUCUUUGACCAAAGAGAUGCUGGCAUGUUCAUCAUUCGAUGGCCUGAUGGAAAGGUGCCUAAGAAUGGUCUACUGUACUCAUCAGAGGGAGCUUGGACUGGAUUGGAGUAUCCUUUUGCUGAGCAGUGCCUUUAUGCUGGUUUGAACGACAUAGCUUUACAAGUAUUGACCGAGGCUCGUCAAAAGUAUGACGGUACAAGAAGGAGUCCCUGGAAUGAAGUAGAAUGCGGCGAUCACUACUCUCGUCAAAUGGCCGGAUUCUUAUUAUUUGAAAUUGCCUCAGGCCAGUCAUCAAGCUAUGCUUCACCGAUGACCAUCAAUUUGAACUUCUCUCCGCGGCUCCAAUUCACAAACUAUCGCGGAUUUUUCAUUCUUGGUUCUUGCUGGGGGCAAUACUCUCAGAUCGGCGAUGCAAAACUCAGCACUGGCACUGCCCAGUUGACUGUAAUGGGUGGUCAGGUUGCUCUCGCACAAUUACAACUGACAUCAUCGGCAGCCAAUGCAACACUGACUGUUGGAACGACUUCUGUGACGAGUCAAGUCACUCAAAAUGCUGGAUUGCUGACGAUGAAGUUUAGCUCUCCUCUUGCUCUCAAAGCCAGCCAGACGCUCACAGUUAAACUUGGAUAGUUCUCUAGCUACCAACAGUGUUUGGACUGGGAUACCAUGCACUUGUUAUUCUACCAUGUGCCUGACUUCUGGUAUUGUAUUGAUGCACUAGACAUAGUUCUGUGUGUUGAACUUGUGUUGAGGUUUGAGUGUGGCUUUUAUUUUCACAUGUUAAUGUGUAUGUAGUCUGUUUGGACAUA
This is a messenger RNA of Corticium candelabrum, 3439 nucleotides long. Its product is annotated as non-lysosomal glucosylceramidase-like. Gene Ontology annotation, molecular function: protein binding; beta-glucosidase activity. The transcript is spliced from 32 exons. Lineage: Eukaryota; Metazoa; Porifera; Homoscleromorpha; Homosclerophorida; Plakinidae. The record is from RefSeq and is a predicted model, not a curated record. Gene Ontology annotation, biological process: carbohydrate metabolic process. The coding region runs from base 177 to 3260 and encodes 1027 amino acids.